GAGGAGCGACUUUGUCGACGAAAACUCGAACGAAGAGCGCCUCGCCCUCCGACAGAAAGAGUUCCUUGUUCUCCAUCUGGGUCUCUGACUGACCGACCGACUGAUCCGCGGAAGGACGAGCCAGCGAGCAUUCAUUCGUUCGCACACUCGCAACACUCUGCUCUGCUCUGCUCUCUCUUCUCUGGUGCUGCGGUGGUCGUUUAGGGUUCUCGUGGGAAAUCGGUCAAUCCCAUGGCUGCCCGACGGGCCCUCGCCAUUCUGCCCUCGUCGUUGCGGGGCCUUUCGUCGGUGGCAUUCCAUCCCGCCGAGCUGCAGGGUGUGUACAACUUCGGGGCCGAUUCCAAGGCCAAUGUCAUCCGAGCCGGCGAGAUCGGCGAGGUGUCUGGCGUUCCUGAUGAGCAUUUGCAUCGCAAGGUCCUUAUCUACUCACCUGCUCGAGUAGCAUCACAGCAAGGUGUUGGUAAAACCGGUGUAUGGAAGAUCAGCUUCGAGUCAACACAAAAAUGGGAAAAUCCUUUGAUGGGAUGGACUUCAACUGGUGAUCCUUAUCAUGCUGUGGGCGAAGCAGCUUUGUACUUCGACACCAAAGAAGCUGCCAUGGAGUUUGCCAGCAAAUAUGGCUGGGAGUACACGAUUCGGGAGCCAAAGCAAGUCAUUCAAAGGACCAAAGCCUAUGCAGACAACUUCAAGUGGAGGGGACCAGCAGAGGAAGAAGGAUGACAAGGCAAGCAGUCUCUUGCAAUGCAGUCAUAUGAACUGUUGACUCUUCCCUCUCCAUUUACUUGUGUCUAUCAUACCAUUCUUUAUGGGGGUCUUAGCUACUAUGGUAAUAUGACCACGGUUGGUAUAUGCUGAACCUCAAAACUGGAAUGAGUCUCCACAUGCCAUGUGAGGUUUUGGUAAAGGCUGUGUGAGCCCAUUCAGCGGUUUCACUUUUUUUUUCCAAAAACUAGCAGGAUCGCAGAGGCACUGCGCAGACCCUUCAUACAUUUUGAAACAGUCCCAAUGUACAGUAUACAAGUUACAAAUGGUAAGGAGAAGGUUUUGCAACUGAGAAGAAGUCGAUGAGCUGGUUGCCUUAUUUCUUGUAGUAGUGGAGACCCGGUUUGAUUCCAACGCCGUCGUCGUUUCCGUUAUGUUGCGUACAUGUACUAUCUAAGUUGAGUCAGUGUGAGUUACGAUUUUAAAGUCAUUAACAGCAGUUUUCAUAACUGUUAGAGAGCCCAACUCGUUCACUCGUGGGUACUUCAUACAUGACUCCCCGGUCAUCUCUUGCUACAUUCGGAAGUGAUCUUAGAUAAGUCAUAUUCACUUCUUUCAAUGUUUUUGUUGUUAAUGCAGAUUCGAGAUAGAAACGUGAGCCUUUAGAGCCUUGUUCGGAUGUUCAACAGAAAUAAUAAUGUGGCUGAGCUGAAGUUGUGCAUGGUAUUUGAUUAGGUGUGUCAGAGUGCAAUGGAUUAUCAUGGUGUGGGAAAUGAAAUCUGCUAUUGUUCACGACUUUCUACAUUCAUAUCUGGAGAUUCUUUUAUCUAGCCGGAAUUGUUAUCGAAUUCUCAACCUCUCAACAGUCGUCGACCUAUGCCGAAUAUGGCCUCAGCAGCGCAUGUACAUGUAUUUCGAAAGCGAUUUUGGAUCGGGUCCUUGUCGAAGACAUAUUCACCAACUGGUAUUACACGAAGUACUAUUUUUAAACAUCAUGUUGGCUGGACGUUUUGUGUCUGUCAUGUUUGUUUGGUGAGUGUGCAAGAUUUGCGAGUCACAGACAGAGCAUUCUUGAAGGAAGAAAGCAACAGAGGAUUAAUUUGAUUAGAAGAAAUUCCCUAGCAAUAUCUUAAGGAUGAAUAUUUACUUCAACAAAAUUUUUGAAUCCAAGUUGUGGCUAAAUUCUUUUUAGACUCAGUGUCCUCUUCAGCACUCGUCGAGGUAUGAAGAGACCUAUUUUUUUGGUUAACUCUGGGUUCCUGAACGCCCAUCUCGAUUCAGGACUGGAACCUUCUUAAUCUUCCGGUUCUAUGUACUUCGGCCAAUCUGGAAGGGGCGUCACCGAUCACCCACAUCA
Marchantia polymorpha subsp. ruderalis is the source of this 2059-nucleotide messenger RNA. The record is from the annotation of a GenBank genome assembly. Lineage: Eukaryota; Viridiplantae; Streptophyta; Marchantiopsida; Marchantiales; Marchantiaceae.